UGCUUUUAUUCUGUCAUGUUGCAGCUUUAUCGAUAUGUUACAACUCCAGAAAGGAUCAGCAGAAAUUCUCUUUUGACAGAUGUAAUUGCUGCUUAUCAAAGAUUCUGUUCUCGACCUCCAAAAGGAUUUGAAAAAUACUUUCCUAAUGGAAAAAAUGGAAAAAAAGCUAGUGAACCUAAAGACGUUAUGGGAGAAAAAAAAGAAUCGAAGUCAGCUGCUACACCACGUCCUUCUGGAGGAGGAGUUGGCGGUGGCGGAAAACGAGGUGGCAAGAAAGACGAUUCUCAUUGGUGGUCCAGGUUCCAGAAGGGUGACUUUCCAUGGGAUGACAAGGAAUUCAGGAUGUAUUUUCUCUGGACUGCUCUGUUUUGGGGUGGAGUCAUGUUUUACUUCCUGUUCAAGAGCUCUGGAAGAGAAAUCACGUGGAAGGACUUUGUCAAUAACUAUCUUUCCAAAGGAGUAGUAGACAGACUGGAAGUCGUCAAUAAGCGUUUUGUUCGAGUGACUUUUACACCAGGAAAAACUCCUGUUGAUGGGCAAUACGUCUGGUUUAAUAUUGGCAGUGUGCAGUGUUUUGAGCGGAAUCUGGAAACUUUACAGCAGCUUAGGUAUAGAAGGGGCGAAUUAGGUAUAGAAGGGGAGAAUCGGGUACCUGUUGUCUACAUUGCUGAAAGUGAUGGUUCUUUGCUGCUGAGCAUGUUGCCCACAGUGCUCAUCAUUGCUUUCUUACUGUACACCAUACGAAGAGGGCCUGCUGGUAUUGGUCGAACAGGACGGGGGAUGGGUGGACUCUUCAGUGUUGGAGAAACUACUGCUAAGGUCUUAAAGGAUGAGAUAGAUGUGAAGUUCAAAGACGUGGCUGGCUGCGAGGAGGCCAAGCUAGAGAUAAUGGAAUUUGUAAACUUCUUAAAAAACCCAAAGCAGUAUCAAGACCUAGGAGCAAAAAUCCCAAAGGGUGCCAUUCUUACUGGUCCUCCAGGCACUGGGAAAACACUGCUAGCUAAGGCCACAGCUGGAGAAGCCAACGUCCCUUUCAUCACCGUUAGUGGAUCUGAGUUCUUGGAAAUGUUUGUUGGUGUGGGUCCAGCUAGAGUCCGAGACUUAUUUGCCCUUGCUCGGAAGAAUGCCCCUUGCAUUCUCUUCAUUGAUGAAAUAGAUGCCGUGGGAAGGAAGAGAGGAAGAGGCAACUUUGGGGGCCAGAGUGAGCAGGAGAAUACACUCAAUCAGUUGCUUGUGGAAAUGGAUGGUUUUAACACAACAACGAAUGUAGUCAUUUUGGCAGGCACCAAUCGACCAGAUAUCCUAGACCCUGCACUGAUGAGGCCAGGCCGCUUUGAUAGGCAAAUCUUUAUUGGACCACCGGACAUAAAAGGAAGAGCCUCUAUUUUCAAAGUUCACCUCAGACCACUGAAACUGGACAGUGCCUUGGAAAAGGAGAAACUGGCAAGAAAACUUGCAUCCUUAACUCCGGGGUUUUCGGGAGCUGAUGUGGCCAAUGUCUGUAAUGAAGCUGCUUUGAUUGCUGCAAGACACCUUUCAGAUUCCAUAAACCAGAAACACUUUGAACAAGCAAUUGAACGAGUGAUUGGUGGCUUAGAGAAAAAAACCCAGGUUCUGCAGCCAGAGGAGAAGAAAACUGUGGCAUACCACGAGGCAGGUCACGCGGUCGCCGGUUGGUAUCUGGAGCAUGCAGACCCACUUUUAAAGGUGUCUAUCAUCCCAAGGGGCAAAGGACUGGGUUAUGCUCAGUAUUUACCCAAGGAACAAUACCUGUACACCAAAGAGCAGCUCUUGGAUAGGAUGUGCAUGACUCUGGGGGGCCGGGUGUCAGAAGAAAUCUUCUUUGGAAGAAUUACAACUGGUGCUCAGGAUGACUUGAGAAAAGUGACUCAGAGCGCAUAUGCCCAAAUUGUUCAGUUUGGCAUGAAUGAAAAAGUUGGGCAAAUCUCCUUUGACCUCCCACGUCAGGGUGACAUGGUAUUAGAGAAACCUUAUAGUGAAGCCACCGCAAGAUUGAUAGAUGAUGAAGUACGAAUACUUAUUAAUGAUGCUUAUAAAAGAACAGUAGCUCUUCUCACAGAAAAAAAAGCUGAUGUGGAGAAGGUUGCUCUUCUAUUAUUAGAAAAAGAAGUAUUAGAUAAGAAUGAUAUGAUUGAACUUUUGGGCCCCAGACCAUUUGCAGAAAAAUCUACCUAUGAAGAAUUUGUGGAAGGCACUGGCAGCUUGGAUGAGGACACUUCGCUUCCAGAGGGCCUUAAGGACUGGAACAAAGAGCGGGAAAAGGAGAAAGAGGAGCCCCCAGAUGAGAAAGUUGCCAACCAGAUCCAAGGAGCCAGGCCAUUUUAACUUGUAUUGUGGUUUCAAUUUGCCCAUUAGUUCAACUCUGGCUUUUUCUCAGAAUGAGAACACUGCUAAGUUGAUCUUGAGCAGCUGCUGACCAGUUGAAGUGGUGGAAAAGAGGAAUACUUAAUCUUCAGCCUCGGGGGUCCCAGUAGGGGUGGUAGGGUGAUUCUCCCUACCCCAGGCUCAAGCCAGAGCUGGGAGAGUGGAGACUGGUGCCUGGCGCUCUCUCCCUGUCAAUGAAGCCAGCUGCACGAGUGUCAGGGAGAGGAAUCGGAAAGCUUGCCGAUGUGGGAGAGGUCUGUUGUUCACUUUCCAUCACCCACUCUUCAUUCCCAUUUCCCUUCAGAGGCUGUGAAAUUAAAUUGGAGUCCUGAUAAGAAUAUUUUAAUUUGACUAAUACUUUAAAGAUUGAAUCCCGAUCACAUGUUGCUGUUUUAAUGGAAUGGUUUUCUACAGAACUGUAACAUAUUUAAAAAUAUGAAUGUAUUAUGUAAAUAUGGCUUAUUUACAUCAAAAAUAAAGUGUAAACAGUACUUUUUUUCUUCUGA
Messenger RNA from Pteropus alecto (black flying fox), 2891 nucleotides. It is a transcript of the gene AFG3L2, whose product is annotated as AFG3 like matrix AAA peptidase subunit 2. NCBI's taxonomy places the organism in Eukaryota, Metazoa, Chordata, Mammalia, Chiroptera, Pteropodidae. Gene Ontology annotation, cellular component: m-AAA complex; membrane. Gene Ontology annotation, molecular function: ATP binding; ATP hydrolysis activity; zinc ion binding. The record is from RefSeq and is a predicted model, not a curated record. Gene Ontology annotation, biological process: protein-containing complex assembly; mitochondrial protein processing.